AUGACUAGCGUAUACUUCAUGGCAGGAUCGAGCGGCAGCUCCGGCGGCGGAGGAGGAGGAGGAGCACAAAGCGUAUACUUUAUGCCGGGAGCAUCCAAAGGGGCCGGAGGAGGCGGAGGCGGCGGAGGUGGUGGUGGAGGAGGAGGAGGUUAUAGUGGCGGUGGUGGAGGUGGCGGCGGCGGAGGUGCCGUCAGCCAAUACAUGAUGCCAGGAGCCAGUGGUGGAGGUGGCGGAGGAGGAGCUCAAAGUGUCUACUUUACGCCGGGAGGUUACAGUGGUGGUGGUGGCGGUGGAGGCGGCGGUGGCGGUGGAGGAGGAGCAUACUUCUCCGUUCCCAGUAGCGGUGCCAAAGGAGGUGGGACAGCAGAAGUGGAACCCAGGACUGCGAUUGGAGCCGUCCAACCCGGUGGCGGUGCUGACUUCACCAAAACAGCAAUUCGCCCAGUUUCCGAUGAGACAAGAACUGCCAUACGACCAGUGUCAGAUUUUACAAAGACUGCCAUAGGACAACCGGACGAGACAAGGACUGCAAUUCGACCAGUGUCAGAUUUUACGAAGACUGCUAUAGGACAACCGGACGAGACGAGAACUGCGAUCCGACCAGUAUGCCCUGUGCAUGGUGAUACAACGAAGACAGCAAUCCGUCCAGUUUCUGACGAGACAAGAACUGCAAUAAGACCAGUUAGUGAUUUCACAAAGACCGCUAUACAACCUGUCGCGUCGAGCGGUGGUGGCGGAGGUGGCGGUUAUAGCGGUGGCGGUGGCGGCGGCGGCGGCGGUGGUGGAGGUGCACAGAGUGUUUACUUUGGCGUCGGUGGCUACUCCGGUGGAGGAGGUGGAUCUUCCGGAGGAGGCGGUGGCGGUUACAGCGGCGGCGGCAGUGGCGGCGGCGGUGGCGGCGGCGGUGGAGGUGCAGCAAACCAGAGCGUGUACUUCGGAGUCGGAGGCGGUGGCGGUGGUGGCGGCGGCGGUGGUGGUGGAGGAUUUGAUGGUGGAGCACGCAGCGCAUAUUUCAUGCCCAAAUAA
Messenger RNA from Cylicocyclus nassatus, 1026 nucleotides. The record is from the annotation of a GenBank genome assembly. NCBI's taxonomy places the organism in Eukaryota, Metazoa, Nematoda, Chromadorea, Rhabditida, Strongylidae.